AUGAAAUUGGAUACAUCUCAUAUGAGAUAUUUGACGACGGAUGACUUUCGUGUCCUACAAGCCGUCGAACAAGGCUCUAAAAGUCAUGAAGUUGUCCCAACUCUCAUGAUUCACCAGAUCUCAGGAAUGAGGUCACAAUCGGGUACAAACAGGGCCAUCAGUGAUUUGGCCAAGCUAAGCUUAAUCUCCAAAAUGAGAAAUAUCAAAUACGACGGUUAUAGGCUAACGUACAACGGUAUCGAUUACUUGGCCUUGAAAACAAUGCUGAACAGGAAUACUGUUUAUUCCGUCGGUAACACGAUUGGUGUUGGUAAGGAAUCUGACAUUUAUAAAGUUAGUGAUAAGGACGGGAAUCCGAGAGUGAUAAAGAUUCACAGAUUGGGUAGAACCUCCUUCCAUACUGUCAGGAACAAUAGAGAUUACUUGAGGAAAUCUAAUCAAGGUGCGAACUGGAUGCAUCUUUCGCGCUUAGCCGCUAAUAAAGAAUAUCAGUUUAUGUCAAUGCUAUAUUCAAAAGGAUUCAAAAUCCCUGAACCAUUCGAUAAUUCUCGCCACAUUGUUGUGAUGGAGCUGAUCAAUGGUUUCCCAAUGAGAAGAUUAAGAAAACAUAAAAAUAUACCCAAACUUUAUAGCGAUCUAAUGUGUUUUAUUGUUCAGCUAGGUAAUAGUGGGCUCAUUCAUUGUGAUUUCAACGAGUUCAAUGUUAUGAUUAAAGAUGAAUUGGAAGACGAAAAUGACUGUGGGUUUGUGGUUAUUGAUUUCCCACAAUGUGUAUCUAUUCAACACCAAGACGCCGACUACUAUUUUCAAAGAGACGUUGAUUGUAUUCGCCGUUUUUUCAAAAAGAAAUUGAAGUAUGAACCAAAACCAGACUCAUCAAUGCUCGAUACAGACGGUUUCGGAGAUGGUUACAAAUACGCCUAUCCCGAAUUUAAAAGAGAUAUCAGAAGAACCGACAAUUUGGAUGAGUUAGUUCAGGCUUCCGGAUUUAGCAAGAAACAUCCAGGUGAUAGGAGUUUAGAAGAUGCAGUUGAAAGCAUGAGGAACGCUGCUUAUAACUCAGAUGACGAAGCAGAAGUAGAGGACGAAGUAGAUGCAGAAGCAGAAGGCGAGGAGGAUGAGGGUGAUGAUUCAGAGGAGGAGGAGGAAUAUUAUGAUUCCGAAUCUGGUGAUGACAGUUCUGAUGAUGAUAGCGGAGAUUCGCAAGAAGAAGAAAAUGAACGUAUUAUAGAGGCGCUUUCUAGCGGUGUUGGAAACCUGAAAAUGGAUAAAUUAGGAAACUAUUUACUAGAAUAG
Messenger RNA from Saccharomyces eubayanus, 1296 nucleotides. RefSeq names its product protein kinase RIO2 (gene RIO2). Gene Ontology annotation, molecular function: protein serine/threonine kinase activity; ATP binding. Bases 1 to 1296 code for a protein of 431 amino acids. Gene Ontology annotation, cellular component: cytosol; nucleus; preribosome, small subunit precursor. NCBI's taxonomy places the organism in Eukaryota, Fungi, Ascomycota, Saccharomycetes, Saccharomycetales, Saccharomycetaceae. The record is from RefSeq and is a predicted model, not a curated record. Gene Ontology annotation, biological process: protein phosphorylation; maturation of SSU-rRNA. The transcript has a single exon.